Cryptotermes secundus is the source of this 2390-nucleotide messenger RNA. Its product is annotated as innexin shaking-B. Gene Ontology annotation, molecular function: gap junction channel activity. Lineage: Eukaryota; Metazoa; Arthropoda; Insecta; Blattodea; Kalotermitidae. Gene Ontology annotation, cellular component: gap junction; plasma membrane. The coding region runs from base 264 to 1364 and encodes 366 amino acids. The record is from RefSeq and is a predicted model, not a curated record. The transcript has 3 exons.
CGGUUAGGUACACACCGGCGUCCUUAAGCGGAUAGAUACAGCAGAAAUGCACACGGCGCUUCGAGCGUCUUAAUGCAACAUACGGAAUGGGGCUGUAAACUCAAUGCAUUCUACAGAUCCAGCCAUAUUCUGAACACACGGUUUACAAGCCACUGCGAGGACGGAAGACGAACGGCAAUUUAAAUACAAUUGAGAGAUCAUGAACUGAAACAGGCGCAUUUAGAAUUCAAUAAGAGAAUCGCGUGCAGACAAGCGGAACAGUCAUGUGGGACCUCGUGAAGGGAGUAGCUACCGCGUUCAAGGCUCGGAGAGUGAACACAGAUUCGACGAUAUUUAAGUUGCAUUACCAGGCAACUUUCUGCACUAUCCUGGUAUUCACAGUCAUCUUAGCUGCCAAUCAGUAUGUCGGAAAACCUAUCAGGUGCUUGCAUCAAUUGUCCGGGCAACCGGACGAGGUUCUGGACACGUUCUGCUGGAUCCACUCCACCUACACCGUGACCAGCGCCUUCCUCAAGAAAGUUGGCGUGGAGGUUCCGUUCCCUGGAGUGAGCGGCACGAGAGGAAGUGCAGACGAUAUCAAAGUCUAUCGCUUCUAUCAGUGGGUGUCUUUCUGCCUCGUCUUCCAGGCUAUCCUGUUCUACGCACCGCGGUGGCUGUGGAAGUCGUGGGAAGGCGGGAAGCUGCAAGCACUCAAGAUGGACCUGGACGUCGGGAUAAUGACAGAGGUGGACAGGAAACAAAAGGAGGAAAUGAUGUUAACUUAUCUCCAGAACAACAGGCAGUAUCACAACUUCUGGGCCUUCAAGUACUUCUUCUGCGAGUUUCUCGCUCUUGUCAACGUGAUAGGUCAGAUUUUCCUGAUGGACCAUUUCUUAGACGGGGAGUUCUUCACUUACGGUAUAGACGUCAUCAACUUCAUGCAAAGCGACCAGGAGGACCGCGUCGACCCCAUGAUAUACAUCUUCCCCAGGAUGACCAAGUGCACUUUCUACAAGUACGGGGUAUCCGGCGAGGUAGAGCGUCAUGAUUCGAUCUGCAUUCUUCCACUGAAUAUUGUAAAUGAAAAGAUUUAUAUCGUCCUGUGGUUCUGGUUUAUAAUUUUGGCCAUCCUGACAUUACUUCUGAUAAUAUACAGAUUAUGUAUGGUCACAAGUUACAGACUGAGGGCGUAUCUAUUUAAGAUCAAUUACGGACUCAUCAGAAGAAGUGACAUAGAGAAGAUUACGAGACACUACAGUGUAGGGGACUGGUACCUCCUUUAUAUGAUCGGUGUGAACAUAGAUGCGAGAAUUUUCAAUGAAGUGUUUCAUGAGCUGGCUGAAAAGAUCAUAGACGACAGAGAAGAGAAACGUCACAUCAUCUAAUUAUAAUACUCAUUUGCAGUAUGUUCUCUGAAUUUGACUGUUAGGGAAUAUCUGAAGUAAGGAGACCGAGGUGGCCACAGUGCCUAUUGCCAUUGUGCCUAUGCAGCACACCCGUCUUGGUGUAAGUCACUUCAGAUAUCUGUUUCAGAAUUUGUGCUAAUGUAUCUCCAGUUUCAUUAAUCAGCUUCAGUAGAAGAGGUUGAGGUUUUCUAAAUGUGGUCCCAAUACUUAAAAAUGUUGAUCAAUAAAACUGCAAGGGAGACAGUGCUUGGAAGAGCUAGGGGUAGAUUACAGAUUAAUAUUACAAUAAAUUUUAUAGAUGUAGACUGUGGAGAGGUUUUGUGAUAACAGACAUGAAUCCUCUAGGCAUAUAAACCUGUGAAUUUCAGUUGGAUGGCCACUGGAUCAAGAAAAUCUGAAAUGUUACAUACACAGAGGGCAUAGACACAAGUUAUCAACAAAUUCUGCACAGAACAUUUUGUGUGUGCGUAAUAAAUGUAAAUAUUACAAUUCAAACAUGGUGACGGUACGAAAAUUAUGUUUAUAUUUAAAAUUUAAAGUAGCGAAAACUAUAAUAAUUGAACUGUCUUGCCUGAAUAUAUCACUGAUGUAGUAAGUAUGAAAUAAAAACAGUCAAAGCAGUUAAGAGAAUGUUAAGGAUGCUUUUAUAUGAAGUUAUCGGUAAUGGGGCUGAAAUUUUCAACAUAUAUUCAUGUUCCAUUAUUGACAUAAGAAGUUCACGGACUUCCGCAUUAUGCAGUGCGUGACAACGUAACAUUAAAAAUACUACAGCCCCUAGAGCAAUGUUGCGCUUUGCUGUUGCAAACUGCGGUCGGCGCAAGCGCAGACCACUCAGCUAUUGUUAACAUUCCCCUUACCAGUGAAGAGCUUACAACUGAGCUUUUUUCUGCAAGUAAAGUAAAUAUUAGAGUUAAAGUUGCGAUGAGUCAUUUUUUUACUCACCAGUUUAAGACAAUUUAAAAAAAAGAUUCGUCACAAAUUUUUAAAUUUAUCGUAUUUUAUUUA